AAUACCGAGUAGUUUCACGGUAGUUAUCUUAGAAAAAAUUGAAAUGCAUUUUAAUAAUAUUCUGUUUUUCUGCGUGGCGGCGCAAUGCUUUUUGCAUUGUCAGAGUGUUAUUGAACUUUUUCCAGGAGAACAAGAAAUGAUAAGAAACGCAUUCGCAAAACAUACAACAUAUACUCAAUAUUUUGUAGACGUACACGGCUUUAACCAAAUAAUUGACUACGUAGAACAGAUAUUGUCAAAAACCAUUCCCAAAUUUAAUGUAGAGAAUAUUGAAUUAAGAGACUAUAAAUUUGCUAUGGAAGAAGUUGAACGAAUCAUCAUGGUAUAUUUAAUUAGCCAUGAUCCACAAGUAACGGAAAUCGUAAGACAAGCGUUCAUACAACAUAACAAUAAUGAAAAUUUCGUAGACGUCGUCGGCCUUUAUAAAAUAAUUAAAACCGUGGCAAGGAACUCGUCCAAAAAAAAACCUAGGCUUGAUGUUAUGAAAAAGGCGUUAACGGACAGUAAAUUUACCAUGGAAGAAGUUAAAAACAUCCUCUUAGAAUAUUUAUAUGGCCAAGAUUUGCAAGUACUGGAAUUGAUAAAGAAACUAUUCGCAUAUUAUAAAAAUAAUCAAGGUGUUGUAGACGUCGACGGCCUACACAAAAUAAUUAGAUUCGUAGGAAGGAAAUCGUCCAAAAGAAAACCCAGUCUUGAUGUUAUGAAAUCGGUAUUAAUAGAUAGUAAAUUUAACUUGGACGAAGUUAAAGAGAUCAUCUGCGAAUAUCUUUUAAUCUACCAAGAUCCGCUAUUACGGGAAAUAAUACGAAAGGGGUUCCAACAACAUACAAUUUAUAAAAUUAGUUUUGUAGACGUCGACGGUCUAAAAAAAAUAAUUGACGACAUAGCAAAGAAAUCGCGCACGUCCAAAAAUACACCCAGUCUUGAUGCUUUGAAAACAGUAUACAGAGACCGUGAAUUUACCUUGGAUGAAGUUGAAAACAUGGUCUUGGAAUUUUUAAAUUCCCAAGACCCUCAAGUACCGAUAAUGAUUAGAGAAAUAGCCGAGAAACACGGAAAUUACAUGGACUAUGAAAAAUUGCUACUUGUAGUGGAAGAAGUGUCAGUGAAAAUGGGCAUUACCAAACUUUUUCCUACACUUGCUGAAUUUAAAGCGGCUGCAACAACUUAUAAAUUUCCUAUGGAAGAAGUUAAAAGAAUUGCCUAUGAACACGUGAAUUGCAAUCAUGAGUCAAUUCCGCUUAUGAUAAGUCCCAUACUCGAAAAAUAUAGCAAGCCAAAUGGUAUUAGCUACGAAGAGUUGAUACAUUUCAUUGAAGAAGUAAAUCAGAAAACCGGCUCGACGGGAGUAAUGCCCCCAAUUGAACAAUUGGAAGAGGCAUAUGCAAGCUACAAGUUUUCUGUGGAAGAAGUUGUAGAACUCGUCCGUCAAUUUGUUUAUUUGACUAUUUGAUUAUAAUGUCGACUGUUAUUAAAAAUUUCAUGUAUAAUACUUUUUUAGUAUAUCACAAUAUACAAUAUUGUAGUUUU
Adelges cooleyi (spruce gall adelgid) is the source of this 1530-nucleotide messenger RNA. RefSeq lists its product as uncharacterized. Lineage: Eukaryota; Metazoa; Arthropoda; Insecta; Hemiptera; Adelgidae. The coding region runs from base 44 to 1453 and encodes 469 amino acids. The transcript has 13 exons. The record is from RefSeq and is a predicted model, not a curated record.